Messenger RNA from Bemisia tabaci, 828 nucleotides. Lineage: Eukaryota; Metazoa; Arthropoda; Insecta; Hemiptera; Aleyrodidae. The record is from RefSeq and is a predicted model, not a curated record.
AUGAACAUCGAUGUCAUGCGUUGCUUCUAUAGAGCAACACGACUAGACACCAACGCAUCAGGGUACAGAUUCCACCUACGCCAAUUGUUCCUGGCAGCGUACCCUGAUCUAACUAAUGUCGCUGAACAGAGGCUAGUGGAUCAGAAACGGGUAAUCGUCAACAACAAGAAAUUAACUGUGCAGGAGAUUGAGGAAAUAAAGAGAGAAGUUGCUCAUGAGUUACAUAUUGCAUCUACUCCUAUAGAGGCGGACAUUAUCGUCACGCCAUCAUCAGUCGAUGAAUUCUCUCGUCAUGCUAGGGAUGGGGUGGUCUCCCCUAGAGCGUAUCCAAUUCAUACGAGACCUCGUAGGUUUGUAGAUUCAGCGGAUAGUGUACCAAGUUUUGAAGACACGAUGGAACUGGAAACUCGUGAGAAGAUUAGAUUCUUCAGAGACAAAUGGGGAGGGAGUAAUCCAAAUGUAAGGCCAGCAAUUCCAAAACUUUGGAUGAAUAGGAUGUGCAAAGACCGCAUAAAGAUUAUUAAUAAUAAGAUCAUUAAUGAACUCAUCUCAGAGGAGGCGGAUCUCGAAGAAAUCCACUUAGUCGUCUACGCUUGUGCCUGCACUGUCACAGUUUUAAAUGGCCAGAAGUUAAGGUCGCACGGUGAGCAAUGUCCAAAAAGAAGGAGGAAACCUGCCUGGCAACUGAGACUCGAGAAAAAGAUCGAGAGAUUGCGGAAGGAAAUUGGUCGAACCACUCAUUAUUUAAGAGGUGUCAGGACUAAGAAAUUGGAGAAAGAGAUUAGUCUUAUCAUCAGGGACAAAAGUAAGACCGUCACGGAAACCUAA